CAGUCAGGUAAACCUUUAACUUGACUUAAUCUCGAUAAUGAAUGCCAUAAUUUUGAUCUGAAUCUGAAUCCAAAUCUGAUUCAUUUUCGAGACAAGGAAGCAAAUAGGGGAUACGGAAUAAGUACUUACAUUCCUUGUCGCACAAAGCCAAUUCAAUUUAUCUUCUGCAUAUACCAUCUCUUGAGUCUUGACUUCUCCAACCAUCAAGUUUCUUGAUUCCAUUCGUCUUCUUCAACCUGAACAACUAUGUCUUCUGCUUCUAGCAAGAAGAGCUCUAGAAUUUCCUCUUCAAGCCACAGAUCGACGCUUUCUCUUCACAAGACUGAAAUCGUCAUCAAUGUUUACGAUCUUCUUCCUGCAGGCAAACUUUCUUCAAUCCUUUGGAGUUUUGGCACGUCCUUACUUCACAGUGGGAUCGUUAUAAAUGGCAGAGAAUACGCAUUUGGGGGACACGAUAAAAAGGGAAACACAGGCGUGUAUUGGCAAACUCCAAGACUAGAACCACCUGGAGGAACCUUCAGAUGCGAGAUUGUCCAAGGAUUCACCUUUUCCCCUCAAGCUGAAAUCGAUGCUGUUAUCAAGGAGGCUUCAUUAAUCUUCCAAGGAACAUCGUAUAAUCUCCUCACAAGAAAUUGCAAUCACUUUACAGCAUACAUGUGCGAGAGACUUACUGGUCAGUCUGGGCCAUCAUGGUUGAAUAGAGCUGCCAGUAUUGGAGUCGCAUUACCUUGCAUGGUUCCCAAACAAUGGAUUACACCACCAGACUACGAAACUGCAGAUGGGGAUCUUGUUGAUGAAUACCAUGAUGAGCAGGCUCUGCUGGGCAGCGCAAGACACAGUAUGGAUGAUGGGCGACCAGAUUUGGGCGAUGAGACAGAAUGGAGUUGUGACGAGGACUUUCAGGCCAUAAAAGGGAAGGGAAAAGAUGUCAGAGACACGUCAGGCAGAGUGGUCCCCCUUUCAGAGAGGGCACCUACGGCCAGGAGAUAA
Messenger RNA from Botrytis cinerea B05.10, 990 nucleotides. RefSeq lists its product as hypothetical. NCBI's taxonomy places the organism in Eukaryota, Fungi, Ascomycota, Leotiomycetes, Helotiales, Sclerotiniaceae. Gene Ontology annotation, molecular function: deubiquitinase activity. Bases 247 to 990 code for a protein of 247 amino acids. Gene Ontology annotation, biological process: protein deubiquitination. The transcript has 2 exons. The record is from RefSeq and is a predicted model, not a curated record.